UCACGAAUCGAGUUUCUUUUACUUUUCGGUUUCCGAUGAGAAAACUUCGAGCAUAAGUAUGAGGUGACGAAGUGACACCACGUGCCUUGGUUUGCAUUAAAGUCUCACGUUGACUCGAAUGUAAACUUUUCGCUUUUUCUUCUCGUCAUGGCGUUUCAAACUAUUUCAACCGAUUCCCACUCUUCCACCACCCAUUCCUCUUACUCGUCGGCAUUUCCUCCUCUGCAAUCUCUGCCUUUGCACCACUCAUUCCAAAGAAAGCGUCAAUCCUCUCAAAAAUUGCCUCCGCCUUUAGUGCCGCCUAAAUAUCCGUCGUAUCUCAAAAAUACCUUGUAUGCGGGUCUGGCUUUGGAGCAGUACGCGUUUCUCGUCAACAGGCGCUGUGAAUUCAAAACCGAUGCCUCUAGUCCUCCAACGUCACCUCCCAAGUCGGCUUUAUUCCGUUCCACCACACUCCAAGAUUUGCUAAUAGAAGAGAGGACCAAUCUCGAGAAUAUAGACUUGCGAUUGCCUUGCUUUUGGAAUUCCAAAGAUAAAUCGCGUCAUAUUGAAAUUGAUAAAAAUGGGCUCACAUUGUCCUAUGUUGGACCUGGUAAAACGGAGGCCCAUGCAGCUUCCGUACGAACCAAUUUCCCUAUGCGACCUCAGUGCGGAAUAUAUUACUUUGAAAUAAUGGUGUUGUCAAAAGGAGACGACGGUUACAUUGGCACUGGAUUCUGUGGCGGAUCGAAUAAACUCGAACGAUUACCUGGAUGGGAUAAGAAUUCGUACGGUUACCAUGGCGAUGAUGGUCACUCCUUUGCAGGAUCCGGUACCGGGAAAAUCUACGGCCCUUGCUUCACCACUGGCGAUGUCAUAGGUUGUGGAGUCAAUUUUGCCACACGGUCUGCCUUUUAUACAAAAAACGGAAGCUUUUUAGGCACAGCAUUUACCGGCAUCGAUACAUCGGUCACAUUAUACCCAUGCGUGGGACUACGUACAGUAGGCGAGCGUAUUACUGCCAACUUUGGGCAAAGUCCUUUUACGUUUGAUAUCACCCAAUAUAUCAAGGAUCAAAAAGCGGCCUUGUGGGAAAAAGUUGAACCAACGUCGUCCGUUAGCCUCGACAACGGAUAUAGCCUUUGCGACACUCUCAUUAUUUCCUACCUUAUCCAUCAUGGAUAUACCGGCACAGCAUUGGCGAUGAUCAAAAAUGCUCAAUACGCUGCCAAUAAAACAAUCACACACAAUACUCCCGGCUUACAAGAUAUGGAAAUUCGACAGCAGAUUCGUCGCUCCAUUAUUCAGGGAAACAUUGCCGAAGCUGUGCAGACUUUAGAUAAGCACUACCCCGGAAUCUUGACACGUGAUACGACCGAAACAGACCUGCUUUUUGAGCUAAAGUGCCAAGAGUUUGUAGAAUUGAUGCGGGAAUAUAGCCAUGUCGAACGCCAGCAACGCAGUUUGUCUCGCCGUUCCAAUUCGAUUGACACCACCAUAACGUUUGAAGACGAUGAUCAUGUAAGCAGCACCAGCAGUCGGCGAAGCAGCAGCUUUGAUGACGACGAUUUUUCGCCGAGCGAAUACAGACCGUCGAUGCAGCCGUUAUUAUCAUCGUCACCGACAUUACCGGUGCCUGUUCGUGCGUCGGGAAGGCGCUUAAGUUGGGCGGAAGUGGCUGCUUCCUCCUCCCCCACCGGAAACCACGGGUUUCAUGCGUUUUCUGUCUCGCCAACUUACCAAUCAUUCGAUAUCACCGAAACCGAUGAUAUGAUGUAUGGUCGAGGAUCUCGUCGACUCUCAGGAAGGGGUAACAGAUACAGUAACAGCAGCAGCAGUAUUUUUUCCAGCCACAGCCACGUCAGCUACGAUUUGGCUCUCGACGAAGAAGACGAAGAAGACGACAGUGUGGAAAUGGGACCUGAUUUAGCCUUCCUUAUGAAGCGUAUCAUGAAAUACGGUCAAGAGCUGAAGAACGAGUACAGCAAAGAUGAACGAUCCCAUAUUCAGCAUAAAUUAGUGGAUGUUUUCUCGUUAUUGGCGUACCCAGAACCAACUACAUGUCCCGUAGCUUAUCUACUCGAUAAAUCGUGCCUCGAUAGCCUCGCGACCAAUGUGAACACGGCUAUUCUUGCGUUUCAAAAUCUUCCCGCUACGUCCUGCUUGGAACGUUUGUAUCGACAAACCACUACCACUUGCAAAGAGCUUGCUUACUUUGGUAAUGGCAAUGCUGUGCUUCUUAACGUGGAAGAGCAAUGCAAGGCACCACAACAGAGCGAGCCUCAAGUCCAACGAUCCUACUUUUGAGGCACUACCUGAAUCUUUCACCCCAAUUUUAUCCUUGUUGUAUUGUUUUGCCAUAGGUUAUUGAAAUCGGUAUCCAGGUACUCACAGACCCAAACUCCCCUCCCCCGACUUGCUCCCGUUGAAUAAACGUAUUAUUAUCAUUUCAUG
Messenger RNA from Radiomyces spectabilis, 2433 nucleotides. RefSeq lists its product as uncharacterized. The record is from RefSeq and is a predicted model, not a curated record. Gene Ontology annotation, cellular component: cytoplasm. Lineage: Eukaryota; Fungi; Mucoromycota; Mucoromycetes; Mucorales; Radiomycetaceae. Gene Ontology annotation, biological process: cell surface receptor signaling pathway; cytoskeleton organization. The coding region runs from base 148 to 2286 and encodes 712 amino acids. The transcript has 7 exons. Gene Ontology annotation, molecular function: protein binding.